Messenger RNA from Cordyceps fumosorosea ARSEF 2679, 696 nucleotides. Its product is annotated as NAD(P)-binding domain protein. The coding region runs from base 1 to 696 and encodes 231 amino acids. The transcript has a single exon. The record is from RefSeq and is a predicted model, not a curated record. NCBI's taxonomy places the organism in Eukaryota, Fungi, Ascomycota, Sordariomycetes, Hypocreales, Cordycipitaceae.
AUGCACAUCUACAUCACCGGAGGCACCGGCCGCAACGGCUCCCUCGCCAUCUCCGCCGCCCUCGACCGCGGCCACACCGUCACCGCCCUCGUCCGCUCCCCCACUUCCUCCACCCCUCCCCGCCCCGGCCUCACCCUCGUCACCGGCUCGCCGCUCUCCCAGGCCGACGUCCGGCGCGCCCUCACCACCGGCCCCUCCCCGCCCUCCGCCGUCAUCUUCACCCUCGGCCUGCCGCGCACCUCCACCAGCCCCUUUGCGCCUCUCCGCCCCAACACCCCGGCGGACCUCCUCUCCCGCGCCGCCUCUACGCUCCUCGCCGCCAUCGACGCCAUCGGCGGCCCGGCGCCGAAGAUCGUGGUCAACUCGACGCUCGGCGCGGGGGAUUCGUGGGCGGCCCUGGCGUGGCCGUUCAAGGUGCUGUUCAGCCGCACGCCGAUGCGCUUCGGCGUGGAGGACCACGACAAGGUGGACAAGGUGGUGCGCGAGGGGGGGCGGAGGUUCGUGUUGGCGCGCGCGGGACGCCUGACGGAGCAGAAGGAGGAGGGGGCGGAGCCGGCGCCGGUCAGGGUGCUGCCGGACGACGGCAAGGGUCUGGGUUUCAUGGAUGCGCUCACUAGGCAGAGCCUGGCGCUGUGGCUAGUCCUCGCAGCUGAGCAGGACACCUGGGAUGGGAGGUCACCAGUUCUGGUUAAUUAG